Messenger RNA from Alexandromys fortis (reed vole), 609 nucleotides. RefSeq names its product interferon alpha-inducible protein 27-like protein 2A. Gene Ontology annotation, cellular component: membrane; mitochondrion. NCBI's taxonomy places the organism in Eukaryota, Metazoa, Chordata, Mammalia, Rodentia, Cricetidae. Gene Ontology annotation, biological process: apoptotic signaling pathway. The record is from RefSeq and is a predicted model, not a curated record. The transcript is spliced from 4 exons. The coding region runs from base 1 to 465 and encodes 154 amino acids.
AUGGGGUUGCUGUGGGCUGGAGAAUGUAAAGGAUUUAAGUCACUUCCUAAGCUUACCAGUUACCCAGACAUCUCACCAUGUUGGGUUAGUAGACCUCAGCGCUGGCAUGGGCUGGGAACUGGGCUCCCUGACCCAAACCUAAAAAGAACUCAAGUAACUCUCUCUAAUCUUCUCUACCCACCCCAUCUCUCCCUAGAAACAUUCAUAGCUGCUGCAGUAGGAGCAGCUGUGGGUGUGGGAGCUGCACCUGUAGUCCUGACUGCCAUGGGCUUCACGGGGACAGGAAUAGCAGCAGCAUCCAUAGCAGCCAAGAUGAUGUCAGCAGCUGCAAUCGCCAAUGGGGGUGGAGUUGCAGCCGGAAGCAUGGUGGCAGCAAUGCAGUCAGCAGGUGUACUUGGACUCUCCACAUCAACCAACGUGAUCGUGGGUACUGUUGGGGCUGCUGCCGCCGCCAUCUUGAUUUGAACUUAGGAGAUAACACCUCUACCAGUAGACCCCAAAGACUAUACGGAGUAUCUAGGAGACAGUGUACCCCAAGAGGAUCUUCAAAAUCUCUCACUGACAUCAUAGAAAACAAUGAAAAAUAAAGGCCUUUUGCUGGUGUACCUA